GUUUCUCCCCAUCUCAAUCCACAAACCAAACCUGCUCUGCAUCAUAACCAGGGGACACAAACUUCAAUUCAUGGCGGCUCUUAAUUGUUGCAGUGUAAUUAUAGUGGGUGCAGGCAUUUCAGGCAUAAUGGCUGGUAAAGUUCUGGCAGAAACUGGUGUCAAAGAUAUUGUAAUCUUGGAGGCAACAGAUCAGAUCGGUGGGAGGAUGGCGAGGACCAAAUUUGGUGGUCUUACAGUGGAUGUUGGAGCUGGGUGGAUUCAGGGAGUUGGUAAUGGCAAUGGUGGCCAAGUGAAUCCCAUCUGGGACCUUGCCAAUAAAUACAAUCUACGCACUUGCUAUUCUGAUUACAGUAAUGCCCGAUUCAACAUUUAUGAUCAGAGUGGAAAUGUAGUCCCUAGAAGUGUCGCCGGGGCUUCUUAUGACUUGGCAGUCAAUGCAGCAAAUCGUGAACUAGACAUGGAAGCUUCUGGGGAAGAAGAUGUUGAGCCCCAAUUUGUUCCAUCGACACCAUUGGAACUUGCUAUCGACUACAUCUUGAAUGAUUUUGAGAUGGCAGAAGUAGAACCAAUUCCAACUUACACAGAAUUUGGGACAAGGGAGUUCAUGGUUGCAGAUGAACGAGGUUAUGAUUAUAUUGUCCAAAAACUAGCCCAGCAAUUCCUUCAAUCUCAAAAUGGUCAAAUUAUAGAUGAUAGACUAAAAUUGUGCCAGGUAGUCAAAGAAGUAGAAUACAAAAAGGAAGGCGUUACUAUAACGACAGAAGGAGGCUCAAUUUUUAAUGCAAAGUAUUGCAUUGUGUCUGCUAGCCUAGGUGUCCUCCAGAGUGAUCUUAUCAAGUUCAAGCCAGAAUUACCUAGAUGGAAGAGGAAUCUAUUCUUUGAUUGUGACAUUCGAACUUACACUAAAAUAUUCUUGAAGUUUCCACAAAAGUUUUGGCCCACUGGGGAUGGCACAGAGUUCUUUCUCUUUGCUCAUGAAAAACGAGGCUACUACACCUUUUGGCAGCACUUGGAAAAUGCAUAUCCAGGAUCAAAUAUCUUGAUGGUCACAGUGACAGAUGAGGAAUCAAAGAGGAUAGAAGCACAAAGUGAUGAGAUAACAAUGGCAGAAGCUAUGUCUGUUUUGAAGAUCAUGUUUGGCAAUAAUAUUCCUCAGGCCCAAGAAAUUCUAGUUCCAAGGUGGUGGAACAACCCAUUUCAACGUGGAAGUUACACAAACUAUCCACAUUUUGUUAACAAAAAACACUUCCAGCAAAUUAAGGCUCCAGUUGGCCCCAUUUACUUCACAGGGGAACAUACCUCUGAAAAGUUCAAUGGAUAUGUACAUGGUGCAUACCUUUCAGGCAUUGAUACAGCAAAUAUGAUUGUUGACAAUAUGAAGAUGAAACAUGAGAAUGAACGAUAUAAUUCAUACUCUUGUGGAUAUGCCUCUAAAAAAGAUGAAAGAUUAUUUGCCAUCCCAAGCACUUUCUCAUCAAGAACACAACUUAAUAGGAAUUGGGAUAUCGUGAGGCAAAUGGUGUGGAAUAGAAUCAAUGUUAGUAGGCAUAAUCUCGGAAAGUGGGCAUUAUUAUUCUCUCCUCUCAAAUACAGAACUUGUAAUGAAGUGAAUUCCCAUUCAUGAUCUUGUAAUUCAAUGCCAAUGACAUGCUACAUUAAGCAUGUUAAAUUAGUCAUUGUAUUUGCUUGAA
Cryptomeria japonica (Japanese cedar) is the source of this 1691-nucleotide messenger RNA. RefSeq names its product polyamine oxidase 1. Gene Ontology annotation, molecular function: oxidoreductase activity. NCBI's taxonomy places the organism in Eukaryota, Viridiplantae, Streptophyta, Pinopsida, Cupressales, Cupressaceae. Bases 71 to 1624 code for a protein of 517 amino acids. The record is from RefSeq and is a predicted model, not a curated record. The transcript is spliced from 11 exons.